AGCAAAAGCUAAGUGGUGAAAUGGAUGCGUCGAAGGUUACCCUUAUGGAACAAUUCAUAGAGAAGUGCAAGGCCAACCCAUCUAUCCUCUCUUAUCCCUCGCUCUCCUCCUUUCGUGAAUACAUCGAAAGUCUUGGAGGGAAGAUUCCGACUUCUGCGAGCGAGGCCGGGAGUUACAAAGCGAAGUCUCGUACUUUUGAUGAGAGCGAUGAGGAUCUAGAUGAUAUAGAGGAGGAGGUUCACCCUAAGCACGAAGAAGAAGAAGAACCUGAGAUAAUUGAGUCUGACAUUGAACUAGAUGAGACUGACGUGGUGGAGCCUGAUAAUGAACCUCCACAGAAGAUGGGAGACCCGAGCAUUGAAGUUACUGAAGAAAACCGUGAUGCUUCUCAAGAGGCUAAAAUUCAGGCUAUGGAAGCAAUUUCUGAAGGUAAGCUUGAAGAAGCAAUCGAGCAUCUUACCAAAGCAAUUCUACUUAAUCCUACCUCAGCUAUUAUGUAUGGAACCCGAGCUACCGUGUACAUCAAAAUGAGGAAACCAAAUGCUGCUGUUCGAGAUGCCAAUGCUGCUCUUGAGGUUGUCACAUGUUUCUAAAUUUGCUUUCUUAUGAACUUAAUUGC
This is a messenger RNA of Olea europaea var. sylvestris, 619 nucleotides long. RefSeq names its product FAM10 family protein At4g22670-like. The transcript has 6 exons. The coding region runs from base 21 to 593 and encodes 190 amino acids. Gene Ontology annotation, molecular function: protein dimerization activity; Hsp70 protein binding. NCBI's taxonomy places the organism in Eukaryota, Viridiplantae, Streptophyta, Magnoliopsida, Lamiales, Oleaceae. The record is from RefSeq and is a predicted model, not a curated record.